Messenger RNA from Chlorocebus sabaeus (green monkey), 3613 nucleotides. NCBI's taxonomy places the organism in Eukaryota, Metazoa, Chordata, Mammalia, Primates, Cercopithecidae. The record is from RefSeq and is a predicted model, not a curated record.
UUAUCACCGCUUCUAGCUGCUUAACGUGGAGGCUUCUUUAUCUCGGGACUGUGGGGCGCAGUGGGGGCGGGAUAUACAGUUGACUGACGUCAAUAGCAACCACUCGUCAAGCAGAAUGAACUUGAAGAACAGAUAAUCCUACGAGUUGCAUCUCAAGAAAAGGCUGUUAUCCCAACUCCUUACUCCCAUUGGAUUUUUGCGAGCCCUCGAGGGUGAGAGCUUUUGGCGGCAGCCAAUCGAGGGUCAGCGAGGAGGAGGAGGCGGGGCAGGUGGGCUAUGGUUACCUAGUGAGUGCGUUAGGCGCUGUACUUGUGGCCGGAGGAGAGCCGGGUCGUCUUACCCUGAUCCCGCUGGGUAGGGCUGUGCUGAGGGGCUGGGCGGGGAGCACAGACCGUGUCCGCUCUCUUGCACCUUUUCAGACUGCCGUGUCGGGCCUCGAGCCGGGCCCACCGGGAGCCCUCCCCUGCCCACCCGCCCCCAGCGCCUGAUUUUCGCUCUCAGCCCAGAAGGGCCGGGUUUGGUCAUCCCCAGUCCCGUCGCGGCCACUGGCCCUUGAGAUCAGCCCUCCCCACCUUCCCGUCCCAGGCCAGCCCAGGGCCCGAAGCGCACCCACCCGCGCCUCUAGCAGCCGCUCUUGUGCUCUGGGUACGGCUCGCGGGAGUGUUGGUUACCAUGGUGAAGCUGGCAGCCAAAUGCAUCCUGGCAGGAGACCCAGCAGUGGGCAAGACCGCCCUGGCGCAGAUCUUCCGCAGUGACGGGGCCCAUUUCCAGAAGAGCUACACCCUGACAACAGGAAUGGAUUUGGUGGUGAAGACAGUGCCAGUUCCUGACACGGGAGACAGUGUGGAACUCUUCAUUUUCGACUCUGCUGGCAAGGAGCUGUUUUCGGAAAUGCUGGAUAAAUUGUGGGAGAGUCCCAAUGUCUUAUGUCUCGUCUAUGAUGUGACCAGUGAACAGUCCUUCAACAACUGCAGCAAGUGGCUGGAGAAGGCUCGGGCCCAGGCUCCAGGCACCUCUCUCCCAGGUGUUUUAGUUGGGAACAAGACAGACCUGGUCGGCAGGCGAGCAGUGGACUCAGCUGAGGCCCGGGCAUGGGCGCUGGGCCAAGGCCUGGAAUGUUUUGAAACAUCCGUGUGACCAUCCUGCUGACCCAAAGAAGGUCCCUACAGACAAGUGGAAGAACAGUCCACGGUGAUCACUGCCCUCCCAGGCAAGCGAGGAGUGGGGAAGUAAUGUUCAUUGAGGGCCUACUGUGUGCUAGGUGUUUUGCACACAUUAUUUGUUUAGGCUUCAUAACAGCCCUACAACGUAACACUCCUGUGUUGUACAGAUGACAGACUCAGAAAAGUUGUGUAGCUUGCCCUGGUCGCACGGUUAAACAAGGGCUAGAAACAGGACUAGGGGUCAGGCCUGUCCAGCUGGAAAACUUGGGUUUUCUAGAAGGGGUACCCUGGCCUCCCGCAGAGCCUGCUUUGGGACUCUGCAGAACACAAUUCUAGGCCAGACUGAACACUAGCCUGAACCUGCCCUGAGAAUCCCUCACUCUAAACAGACGUACUCCACAGCUGUCCUGCCUGGGUAAGCGAGAUGAUGAUUAGUGAUCAGACAAAAGGAUUCCUGUCAUUGGCAACCCUCUUCACGUAUUUGGAAAAUAGUUCAAUUUCCAUCUAUUUCAGAAGCACACCGUGGUGUCUAUUGAGGCUCACCUGCAUUGAAUUCCUUCCUUUUUAUGUUGAGAUCUCCCAAGAUUGCGUUUUUGAGUGUUUUCGAAUCCAUUUAGAAAUCCCUGUGCGUGCGCUAUGCAGGCCUCAGUCUUUUUCCAUUCCACUCUUAACUCUGCUUUUGACGGAAGCAGUGUUUUACCCCGACACUGGCAUUGCCUGGGACCUUGUGCUCUGCACAAACAGCAGCGCCCGGCAGGAUGUACUGAAUUCUUGCUCUCAUGUCCAGCUGGAGGUUGAUGGCCUUCAAGUCUUUGGCUGUUGGGCGCUUACUGUAAAUGUUCGUCCGGGCUACAAACGCUCCACUCUUUCCUCUACACUCUCUCAGCAUUGCCACCGCUGUCUUUCCUCUUGGCCAACUGUUUUAUUUGCUUAGGCUUUCCCUGUCUAGAAAGUCCAGGUAACUUUCUCCAAGGGACCUGGUUUCCUUCGCACAUUUCUCUCAUCCCAGCUGGCCUCGAGGAAACGUAGCUCUUCCCAAAUCAGAGAAUCUGGAUGCUGGGCUGGGCUCCGAACCAGCCAGCUGGGCCACUUCACCUGCUGGGCCCCAGACGACUCACCUGUGCAGCGAAAGCACCGCGCUUGAUGCCUUCUGUGCAGCGUUCUUCAGUUUGGAAAUCCUUCUGUUUCGCUGGGGAUAUUUCACGGCCUCUUCUCAAGGUUGCACUUUUGCCAGCUGCCAGGGAUCGUCUCAAAACAGGUCCUUAGUGCAUUCAUAGCUUGAGCUACUGUCUUGAAAGUAGUACAUUCCUUUUUCUGCCAGCUUGUUUCUGAAAAAGUUUUUGAAUGCACACGUGUCCCCACAGAGCGAGAGUGGCUGUGAAGUGAGAGGUUGCCGUUUCCGUUCGCCUCCAGCCUGUCCCUGCGCACCUGGAGGGGCCCAUUUUUUCCACCCCUUAGAUAAAAUCUAGGGCAAGUUCCUUAACUUCUCUUUUCUCUCUCAGGUAACAAAAAUUCUUUUCGGCCCCUUUAGUCACAAAAAUAGUCAUGAUUUCAGGUAUAAAGUGCCCAGCCCUGGGUGAUUGUCAAAAUUCUGAACUUCAUUUGAAGUCGCACCUCCUCUCACAGUCUUCGGGAGGGAGAGACCGGAGCCAGUAGUGCAGCGUGUUUGUUGGGGUCUGUCAUGGCCCGCUCCAUACCUGCUGGGUGGAUCCGGCUGGUGCCCCGUGGACGCCUCUGAGAUGCCCCUCCCCACCCCAUCAGUGGCGCUGUCUCACCUGCAGGCUGCUUCUCACAGGCGGUGCCCCCUCACCCGUCCUGCAGCCCCGGUUCCUGGCUGUUCAUUCUUAUUGGGAUCCAUCACCCUCCCUGAGGCGGUUCCAGCCGAGGCCCCUUAAGACAGCACCAGGCUGGCGCCACUUGGCCCCCGCUGGUCCAGGGAAGUGCCACUGCAGCCGUUUAGUUUGACAAAGGAGGCAGUGAGGCCGUCUCGUUGGCAGCCCUCUCCUGGCUUGCCCAGCUGCCACCUCACCUCGAUUCCUCCCAGGCCUGGGUCCAGCACCAGCCUAGGAAGAGGGUGCCCCGUGCUGUCUGGCUCUUCUUCGGGAUGGGGGGCUCCUGGUUGCCUGGUAUUUUGCUUUGGCGUUUGGAGCCUCAGUCAAAACUAAGACAGGAAGGGUCUCAUUUUCACAUCUCAUCACACAUACAGUGACUACAACUAAAAGCACAGGCUUUGUAGAAACAGACGUGGGUUCAGGCCCCAGCUCCACCAUUCACAAGGUGUGUGGCUUCCUGCAAGGUACCUUCAUCUCUGAGUUUCCUGAAUCCAUCUGAGUUUCCUUUUUGUAAAAUUGGCAUCCAUCAAAGUGGCUACCCCAAAGGGUAUGAGGAUGAAAUGAGGUGGAAAGUAGGUAGCCCCUGAAUGAGGGAAGCAUGGAGUGAGUGCUGGGCCU